AUGUACGUUCCCGUCUUCACGGAUAAGUCAACCCUGCUGUGCAGCACGAGGAUUCUGCGCAUGCCUAGCUUCCACCCACCGCAAAGCCCCGCCCCGGAAGUGCCUUGCGAAAAGGCCCCUGGAUUGUCCAAUCCAGAAGUGAGGGCUGCCGCCAUGGCUUCCCUGGGCGGUGAAACUCAGGCCUCCGAGGAUAGUGGGCGUAAGAAGCCCCGACUUGCAGCUUCGCUACAGCUACCGCUAUCGCUCCCGAUGAACCCCCAGCCCCCUUCUGUGGGCCUGGGCCACGGCAUCUGGGGGCCCGUGUCUCGCCUGGACCCUGAUGUCCAGGAGGAGGCUGCCAGGCAGCCGCCGGCCUUGGCAGCGGGGGACAGUUGGCCCCAGAUAGGGGCUGGCCUCGGAGAUCUGGGGGCGGCAGCAGCCUGGGCACUGGAAGACUUCGGGGGCCAGAUGGCGGGGGCCUCGGGGGUCUCUCUUCCCCCUGCAGGGGCCACGGGGGACAUCCCGGAGGUGGCCAGGCUGCUGAGCCUGCAGCCCCAGGACCCGCUGUCCCAGCAGACCUCCAGUCUGCUCGCACAGUACAUGGCCAGCCUGGGCAUCUCCUGCACAUUCCACGAGGACCAGCUGGCAGCUACUGCCUGCCUUGGGUCCUCGCCGAGGUCAGAGGAUGUUGAUAGGCUCGGCACCCAGCUCCGAGGCCCUGGGGUCUCCCAGAUGGUGACAGGACGCUUGCCAGCCCAUCCUUUUCCAGACCCCAGCUUCCGCUUCUCGGUGCCUACGGAGCUGGACGGGGUGAUCCAAACGGUGGGCAGUACCCACAGCAAGGCCCAGGAGCAGCCACUGAUGGCCCUGUCCAGCCUCUGUUACACGCGCAAAUCUACCGAGAUCCCAGGGUCCCUGCCAAGCCCCAGCCGGCCUCCACUGCCUCCACAGCCUGCACUGCCUCCACUGUCCAUCCUGAGCUUAGGCACACACACCCACUGUGCAGAGAGCUUCGUGUCCCAUGAACAACGCUGUGCUGCUGUGAUCAGCGCUGGCUUUGACCGCCUGGUGGCUUCUGCCUCGCCAUACCAAGCCUGCAAGGAGACUGUGGCUGCUGUUAUCCUGGAGAGAGGUAGGGGCUCCUCUACCCCUUGCCUCCUCGAGGUCCCGGGCACCAAGGACCGUGACAAGGAGAUCUACCAGCUGGUGGCUCUGGGCACAGGCGGUGGCAGCUGUGGUGGCCGGUUGGAGUUCUCAGGCCGGCAGCUCCAUGACAGCCAUGGGCUGGUGGUGGCCCGGCGGGCCCUGCUGAGGUAUUUGUUCCGACAGCUCCUACUGGUGACGCUUGGAGGUCCCCAGGGCAAGGAGAGGUCUGUGUUGGCCCCCCAGACGGGACCUGGGCCCCCAUUUGCCCUCAAGCCACGCACUUUCCUGCACCUCUACACCAAUACCACCCCUCAGGGAGCAGCGCAUGACAUCUGUCUCCCCCUUGCCAGUGAUGGUGCCUUGCACAACCCUGCCCUGCGCCUGCAGGCCCACGUGCGUGGGCAGCUGCGGCCUGUGUGCUAUCUGGCGCCUGCACUCCGGGAAACACACACAGCCUGUCUUUCGGCCAGUGACAAGCUGGCACGCUGGGCUGUGCUGGGAUUGGGCAGCGGUCUCUUGGCUCACUUCCUGCCACCCCUCUAUGCCACCAGCCUGGUUCUGGCUGACCCCUGCCAUGACCCUCCAACCCUGGACAAGGCCAUCCAUAGCCGGCCCUGCCUAGAUGGGGCACUGGGGUCCAGUCUACCUCCACCUUAUGCCCGCACUACAAUGCAUCUUUUCUCCGGGCCCUCUCUGGCCUCUUCCAAGCCUGUAUCCAGUACCUGCCAAGGCCUGAGCCUCAACUGGAGUCUGGGGGACUCUGAUGUCGAGGUCGUGGACGUGAACACGGGACGUGUGAAGGCCAACGGAGCCCCUGGGCCUCCCUCCCGCCUCUGCAAGGCAGCUUUUCUCCAUGCCUUCCGCCAGACGGCCCGUGCGGUUGGCAAGCCUCAACUGCUGGCUUUGAAGACCUACGAGGCAGCCAAGGCGGGGCCCCAUCAGGAUGCUCGCAGGCAGUUGUCCAUUCUCCUGGACCAGCAGGGUCUGGGCUCUUGGAUGCCGAAGCCACUGGUGGGCAAGUUCAAAGACUGA
Suncus etruscus (white-toothed pygmy shrew) is the source of this 2157-nucleotide messenger RNA. It is a transcript of the gene ADAD2, whose product is annotated as adenosine deaminase domain containing 2. Lineage: Eukaryota; Metazoa; Chordata; Mammalia; Eulipotyphla; Soricidae. Gene Ontology annotation, molecular function: tRNA-specific adenosine deaminase activity; double-stranded RNA adenosine deaminase activity; double-stranded RNA binding. The record is from RefSeq and is a predicted model, not a curated record. Bases 1 to 2157 code for a protein of 718 amino acids. Gene Ontology annotation, cellular component: nucleolus; cytoplasm. Gene Ontology annotation, biological process: RNA processing; adenosine to inosine editing. The transcript has 11 exons.